CACAGAAAAGGUUGGAGGCGGAGCUCGCGCUCUGACAGGAGGUCGGUGAAGACCAGAGCGAGAGCGGGAAGAGCUCGAGGGAGCGCGCGGGGAGCCCGAGUUCAGACAACGGACAGCCGGACUUCAUGACCUGGGCAGAUGAUGCUAAAGAGGAAGGCUUUGUCCUUGUGUCUUUUGGAGCUGGUGUGAAAUAUCUGUCGGAUGAUGUUGCACAUAAAUUAGCAGGAGCUCUGGCACGGCUUCCUCAGAAAGUAGUGUGGAGGUAUUCUGGAAAGAAGCCUGUCAAUUUGGGAAAUAAUACAAGGCUUGUGGAAUGGAUGCCCCAAAAUGAUUUACUUGGUCAUCCAAACAUCAGAGGAUUUCUAAGCCAUGGUGGUCUGAACGGUAUCUUUGAAGCAAUGUAUCAUGGUGUACCUGUAGUAGGGAUCCCUCUUUUUGGUGACCACUAUGAUACAAUGACCCGCGUGCAUGCCAAAGGCAUGGGCAUCUCAUUAAACUGGAAAACAAUGACAGAACAUGAUCUAUAUAACGCAAUGUUGACCGUUAUUACUGAUCCACGUUACAAGCAACGUGCUGAACAGUUAUCCCAGAUUCAUAGAGACCAGCCUGAGCAUCCUGUGAGCCGAACUGUUUACUGGAUUAACUACAUUCUUCGUUACAGUGGAGCAGAACAUCUUCGUGCUGCUGUUUAUGAUAUCCGGUUCUACCAGUAUUACUUGUUGGAUGCAAUUCUGCUCGUUUCAUUGAGCUUUAUUGUUGCAUUCAAGAUAGGAUUGUGGAUAGUAAAGCUGAUUGCCAAAAGGUUUUCAUAUAAAUUAGUGCAUGGUAAAACUAAUGGACACUGCUACAAUGGAAUAGCAAAUGGUAAACUUCGGAAGAAUGGUCACAUCAAAUAUGAAAAGAAAGUGAAAUGAAUAACCUUGUCUAUCCUCUAAUACUGGGAUAUUUUUAACAGUUAACUAUACUGUUGGUAUAAUACUACCUGUGUAACACACUACUGACAGCAUUUAGGAAAAUAACUGUUAACAUUCUUCACCAUUUAACCUCGUUUGGCCUAAAAUUCCAUGUGCUGACUAAAGGACCGAUGAGCACAAUUUAAAAUGCAAUAUUGUAUAUCUGAUUCUUGGCAUUUCUGCACAAAUUACUUUGGCACUGAAACUAUAAAGGGCCUUAAUUCUUGGAGCAUUUUAUUAUGGAUUUUUAUAAAUUGUUUUGCGAUUUAAGUGUUUUGUGUGCCCCACUUUUUUUAAAAAAAACACAAAGAUGAAGGGUUUGAUACUUGGGUAAAAUUCAUUCUGUUUAAUUUAUUUUUUGUUUUAUUUUUGGAGUUGACAGAGGAUUAUGUUAGCCAGGACUGCAUUGAAUAAUACACUAAUCCAAUUGUGAUGGUGGUCUAGUCAAUUAUUGGACCCAUAUGAAGAUGUUUUACUUGUUGAUGUUGAAUACUUUCCUUCUGAUGAAAAACCGGGUGGUAAGAUCUGCUGAAUACUAAAAGAUUGAAUGUUUUUCACCAUUUGAGAUUUUUUUAAUAGGUUGGGCACAAAUCCAGGUAUCCCUCACAAGCAAAUCCUUCACAAAAUCAGUCAGCAUGUAAUUUAAUCAUCUUGUCAACUAGUGCUCAGUGACAACAGAAUGUUCACCUUUUAGGUUUUUUUUUUGAACUUAAUUACAAAUUGUGGAGUUGAUGAGGUACAAACCUAUUGUGUAUCUUCGAACGUGCUAAUGUCAUAAUUCACAACUGAGAAAUGAAGCUCUGUUAUUUACAACAUGAAUUAAACAACACACUUUUAGGUGCACAAUUUUUUUUUACUUUAAGUGCUCUGCAAAUCCCAUUUAAAAAUACUGCAUUUGUGGUGGGUGACGACGUUUCCAACAUCGCAUUUCAUUGAAAUUUGGGUGUAUCACCUAUUCUACAGAGUAGAUUUUUAAUGUAAAUUAAAACAUGAAAUACAGCAGUAACAAUUAUCCAUCAUCAUCUGAUUUUAGAAUAUGUAUUGAAUAAAAAGUGGUUUGAAAAUUAAUUUUUCAACAAUGUGCUGGAAAGUUUAGGUUCCAUCAUGAAUGGACAUUUUGGAUAUAUGAACCAAGGUGAUGGUUUAUAUUCUCUUAUUUUUGCUACCUCUUCUUGGUCAACUCUGUUUUGAUGCACAACCUAUAAAUAAGAGGUCAUAUUUGCAGCACAGAUGAAACAGCUCCAUGUAUUGUUGCCCAUCACUUGCCAAAGUAUUUUUACAUGGUCUUUAUAUUUUCUCAUUAAAAUAUAGAUGAAUUGUACAUCAAAGGCUAUUAAUUUUCAAUGAUUUCAUCUUGGCAGCUUCCUGUUGUUUUGAACGUCUUUGGGGCACACAAUUCACUGUUGUGUAACUGCUCUACUUAAUAGAACCCAGUGCUGCUUCCUGUAUCUGUCAUAGUUUGUCUACAGUGUGACGUGUUUACUUGCAAUAUGUAGUAGACCUGCUGUGAGUGUAAAUUUUAUUUAUUGUAAUUAGAAUUCACAUGUCUGACUAAGAAAAGCAGAGUGUUUCAAUAUUCAAUAUCACUAUUGCCUUCUUGAUUUUCACUAAUUUGUGACCCAAAUAAGGAUUGUAACUUUCUUCUAUCCCACUUGGAGCCACAAGUGACCACUGAAUGUAGGAAAAUAGACAGGAGUAUAAACAGCUAAUAAUUUGAAGUAACCGAACAAGAGAAAGUUGAUAUAAAAGUUUAAUUAUUUUUACUUCUGUUCAAUACUGUCUGUGCAAUACUGCCAUGAAGUGGCCAUUGGCAAUGCAGAUAAACUGCUUUGGAAGGCAAUGAGUGGUGGGGUGAUAACUAUGUCAUCUUAACAUGUACUGUAUGCAGAUAUUUGUUUUAAAGUAAAAUAACAGAUACAGUGUCUCCAGGCUGAAGGAAGUUGAGCUAAGCUUAAAGCUGUGAUAAAGUCAAGCAAUAAGCACUGAUUACAUAGCCUGAAACCUUUUUUUAUGUAUAUAUAAAAGUGUAAAUGUCUAAUUACAGCUACAGUUUUAAAUACAUACACUUAUCUGUUAUUGCAA
Molecule: messenger RNA, 3035 nt
Organism: Rhincodon typus (whale shark)
Lineage: Eukaryota; Metazoa; Chordata; Chondrichthyes; Orectolobiformes; Rhincodontidae
Product: 2-hydroxyacylsphingosine 1-beta-galactosyltransferase-like
Exons: 5
Coding region: 126-914 (262 amino acids)
Molecular function (GO): UDP-glycosyltransferase activity
Source: RefSeq, a predicted model, not a curated record